Molecule: messenger RNA, 5063 nt
Organism: Oncorhynchus gorbuscha (pink salmon)
Lineage: Eukaryota; Metazoa; Chordata; Actinopteri; Salmoniformes; Salmonidae
Product: serine/threonine-protein kinase 32A-like
Exons: 8
Biological process (GO): regulation of signal transduction; G protein-coupled receptor signaling pathway; protein phosphorylation
Molecular function (GO): G protein-coupled receptor kinase activity; G protein-coupled receptor binding; ATP binding
Source: RefSeq, a predicted model, not a curated record
AGACAUCAAACCUGACAACAUUCUGCUGGACGAAUACGGACAUUGUCACCUGACAGACUUCAACAUCGCUGCCAUCGUCAAAGACGAUCUAAGAGCCACAUCUAUCGCAGGGACAAAACCAUACAUGGCCCCGGAGCUGUUUCAGCCACACGAGGGGACACAUCCUGGCUACUCCUUCUCUGUGGACUGGUGGUCUCUGGGUGUCACUGCCUACGAGCUGCUGCGAGGACAGAGGCCGUACAUCAUGCGUUCCAGCAUGCCGGCCAAUGAGAUCCUCCAGAUGUUCCACAAGGUCAACCCCAGCUACCCCAUGGCCUGGUCUCUGGAGAUCAAGUCUCUGCUCAGAAAGUUGCUGUGUAUUGACGUGCACCAGAGAGUGUCCUGCCUGGCUGAGCUACAGGAACUGGACCUGCUGUCUGACGUCAACUGGGACUCCGUGCUCAACAAACAGCUUCCCCCCGGCUUCAUCCCCAACAGGCGGAGGCUCAACUGCGACCCCACCUUUGAGUUGGAGGAGAUGAUUCUGGAGUCUAAACCGCUGCACAAGAAGAAGAAGAGACUAGCCAGGAAGACCAGAGAGCAGGGUUCUGACGGGUCCCCCCAGAACGGUCAGCUCCAACAGCGCCUGGACAAUGUGGAGAGGGACUUCCUCAUCUUCAACAGAGAAAGGUCAAAGAAAGCUGUAGUGGGAACAGAAGCAACAGGCCUCACCACGACAGAGAAGAACAAGGCUAUUGAAGACGGACAGAACAACAACGUGGACCCGGCAGCCUACAUAUCAGGAUAGUGGACUACGGCUUUAGCCCGAAGUCGCUACGUGUAGCUGGCCCCAGCUUGUAGAUCAACACCCAAUCUCCCACUCUCCCUCUGCCGCCGGCCGGUGUAGGCACUCAGAUUGACCUUUAACCUUGACACAUUCCCCAACAGCCAGCCACUAUACCCAGACUGCUGGAGGUCACAUAAACUACUACUUUACAGAGUGAGUGGCACCUGACCUAGAGCAGACAGACAGACCCUGACUCUUUCUUCUUUUCCUAGCCCAGGGAUGUGGCCUCUCAGUGGUCACCCCUUCUUACACUCUGCCCUACCCUGACUUGGUCUGACUUGGCCUGAUGCACCAUGAUCCCCUGGAGCUCCCCUCCCUCCACCAAGUCAGCCAGGCCCAGAAAAUGAUUUGCCUGCCAACCCAGCAGGAAGCAGAGACAGACAGGAUACAGCCACCAUGCCUGCUAAGCUGAGGCUAGGCUCAGUCCAGGAAGAAAAUGAAGCCUGAUGUUGACAAAUAGGAUACUAUGUCUGCAGUACAUGAAAACAGAGAAAGGGGGUGUAAGUUGCCUCACAAAAAAUGAAUAAUAAUUAGAGAUGAGAUAUACUGCCUUUGUUUUCAAGACACCAACCACAGAUUCCUCUUGGAAUACAAAGGGAACCACUGACUUCAGCAGAGACAGAGUUUACUUAAUGAGUCUCUGUGAUGACGUUAGGCAUCACUUGUGCCUCUCAAGCGAACCAAGAUGAUGGGUACUUGACAUGGACAUUUGGGAUAUAAAUAUUUAUAGAUAAAUAGAUAUUUGUUGUCUGUUCCGCACAGAAAAUAGCUUUGCACACGCUUCUCCAUUAAUCGUCGAGGUCAAAGUGUUCUCUUCUGUUUAAUAUAGGGGUGCCGUAUAGCUCCUACUGUAUAUGACACCUGAUUGGCUUCCCCAUGCAGACAAUGAUAAUCAUAUAUGUAGUCUCACCAUCCUGUUGUUCAAUAUGUGCUUGGAAAAUAGCUUUGCCAGUCUUUUGACCCUUUCUGCAAUACAAUGACAUAUUAUCCAAGGCUUUCUCUGUCCCAGGUUAUCAGAUCUCCUAUUGGCACCUUUAUAACAACCAUUAUCGGUACAGAUAUUCUAACUAUUGUAGGUUUUGAUAAAUGUAUGUCAUUCAGGGGCCCAAUGAAAGCAGAGUUGUAAGAUGAGUUCUCUAUUUGGUUUUUCAUUUGUUGUCACUGUGUGGACUAUUACCUGUAAAUGUGGUCAAGCAGCGAUUAUAAAAGUUGUGCCUUAAUGUAAUACUUUUCUUUGGGACCCCGACCUUAUUAUUUUAUUAAAUACACAAAAUGAGCAGUUAGGUAACAUCUGGGAAUUCAAAAAAAGGAAAAGUUCACCAGUGGUUUUUUUUGCUAUUGAAAAGUAGCACAGUAAUAAAGUGCUUUAGGGGUUACCUAACUAACUGCUUGUUUGUUUGUUUUUGUUUGAAUAAAUAGCCAGAUAAGAACUGUGGCCUUGUGUGGAUUUAGCAACAGUUGGAGGCAUUGUUUAAAAAGACUGAAAAACAUCAUUGUAAAAGAGAAAAAAAAGUUGCAUUCAUCUCCUCCUGUGCAGACUGCCUUGGGUCAUAUCACAGCACUUCCCAAUCCUAUUACCUGGAGCUGUGCCCCUCUAUAUGGAGUAUAGUGGUUAUGGUGGGUAUGGGAUCUCUAUAUGGAGUAUAGUGGUUAUGGUGGGUAUGGGAUCUCUAUAUGGAGUAUAGUGGUUAUGGUGGGUAUGGGAUCUCUAUAUGGAGUAUAGUGGUUAUGGUGGGUAUGGGAUCUCUAUAUGGAGUAUAGUGGUUAUGGUGGGUAUGGGAUCUCUAUAUGGAGUAUAGUGGUUAUGGUGGGUAUGGGAUCUCUAUAUGGAGUAUAGUGGUUAUGGUGGGUAUGGGAUCUCUAUAUGGAGUAUAGUGGUUAUGGUGGGUAUGGGAUCUCUAUAUGGAGUAUAGUGGUUAUGGUGGGUAUGGGAUCUCUAUAUGGAGUAUAGUGGUUAUGGUGGGUAUGGGAUCUCUAUAUGGAGUAUAGUGGUUAUGGUGGGUAUGGGGCGGCAGGGUAGCCUAGUGGUUAGAGCGUUGGACUAGUAACCGGAAGGUUGCAAGUUCAAACUGAGCUGACAAGGUACAAAUCUGUCGUUCUGCCACUGAACAGGCAGUUAACCCACUGUUCCUAGGCCGUCAUUGAAAAUAAGAAUUUGUUCUUAACUGGCUUGCCUAGUUAAAUAAAGGUUAAAUAAAAAAUAAAAGAAAUAAAAAAUAUGGAGUAUAGUGGUUAUGGUGGGUAUGAAUCUCUAUAUGGAGUAUAGUGGUUAUGGUGGGUCUGUACCUCUAUAUGGAGUAUAGUGGUUAUGGUGGGUAUGAAUCUCUAUAUGGAGUAUAGUGGUUAUGGUGGGUAUGAAUCUCUAUAUGGAGUAUAGUGGUUAUGGUGGGUAUGAAUCUCUAUAUGGAGUAUAGUGGUUAUGGUGGGUAUGAAUCUCUAUAUGGAGUAUAGUGGUUAUGGUGGGUCUGUACCUCUAUAUGGAGUAUAGUGGUUAUGGUGGGUAUGAAUCUCUAUAUGGAGUAUAGUGGUUAUGGUGGGUCUGUACCUCUAUAUGGAGUAGAGUGGUUAUGGUGGGUAUGAAUCUCUAUAUGGAGUAUAGUGGUUAUGGUGGGUAUGAAUCUCUAUAUGGAGUAUAGUGGUUAUGGUGGGUAUGAAUCUCUAUAUGGAGUAUAGUGGUUAUGGUGGGUCUGUACCUCUAUAUGGAGUAGAGUGGUUAUGGUGGGUAUGAAUCUCUAUAUGGAGUAUAGUGGUUAUGGUGGGUAUGAAUCUCUAUAUGGAGUAUAGUGGUUAUGGUGGGUAUGAAUCUCUAUAUGGAGUAUAGUGGUUAUGGUGGGUCUGUACCUCUAUAUGGAGUAUAGUGGUUAUGGUGGGUAUGAAUCUCUAUAUGGAGUAUAGUGGUUAUGGUGGGUAUGAAUCUCUAUAUGGAGUAUAGUGGUUAUGGUGGGUAUGAAUCUCUAUAUGGAGUAGAGUGGUUAUGGUGGGUAUGAAUCUCUAUAUGGAGUAUAGUAGUUAUGGUGGGUAUGAAUCUCUAUAUGGAGUAUAGUGGUUAUGGUGGGUAUGAAUCUCUAUAUGGAGUAUAGUGGUUAUGGUGGGUCUGUACCUCUAUAUGGAGUAUAGUGGUUAUGGUGGGUAUGAAUCUCUAUAUGGAGUAUAGUGGUUAUGGUGGGUAUGAAUCUCUAUAUGGAGUAUAGUGGUUAUGGUGGGUAUGAAUCUCUAUAUGGAGUAUAGUGGUUAUGGUGGGUAUGAAUCUCUAUAUGGAGUAUAGUGGUUAUGGUGGGUCUGUACCUCUAUAUGGAGUAUAGUGGUUAUGGUGGGUAUGAAUCUCUAUAUGGAGUAUAGUGGUUAUGGUGGGUAUGAAUCUCUAUAUGGAGUAUAGUGGUUAUGGUGGGUAUGAAUCUCUAUAUGGAGUAUAGUGGUUAUGGUGGGUAUGAAUCUCUAUAUGGAGUAUAGUGGUUAUGGUGGGUCUGUACCUCUAUAUGGGGCGGCAGCGUAGCCUAGUGGUUAGAGCGUUGGACUAGUAACCGUUAAACACUAGACCUGUAGUUGAGGGUUAAACACUAGACUUGCAGUUGACGGUUAAACACUAGACCUGUAGUUGAGGGUUAAACACUAGACCUGUCAUUGAGGGUUAAACACUAAACCUGUAGUUGAGGGUUAAACACUAGACCUGUCAUUGAGGGUUAAACACUAAACCUGUAGUUGAGGGUUAAACACUAGACCUGUCAUUGAGGGUUAAACACUAGACCUGUCAUUGAGGGUUAAACACUAAACCUGUAGUUGAGGGUUAAACACUAGACCUGUCAUUGAGGGUUAAACACUAGACCUGUCAUUGAGGGUUAAACACUAGACCUGUAGUUGAGGGUUAAACACUAGACCUGUAGUUGAGGAUUAAACACUAGACCUGUCAUUGAGGGUUAAAAGCUAGAAUUAAUGAUGGCAGGUAGAUAAACAAAUGCAUGUAUGAUUGGUUCCAUCUCUAUGCUUGGUGUGUGAUCAAUUUUCUAUUAUAUACUACAAUGAAACACUGCCACCUGGUGUUUGUGAGUAGUCUACUUAAAGACAUUUUACCUUGGCAUCAAGGGCAGUUUAUUUAUUCCCUGCCAACAGUAGACUGAGAAAACAGGAUUUAGUUGUACUCAGAUGUCAAAGACGUGAAAUGAAAUAUGGUGUUUACAAAAAUCCUUUCACCUUUAAUUUAUUUAUGUCUAUGCUAAUCCAGUAAUCUAUUUCAAAUAAA